Leptidea sinapis is the source of this 7378-nucleotide messenger RNA. Its product is annotated as cyclin-dependent kinase 2-associated protein 1-like. Lineage: Eukaryota; Metazoa; Arthropoda; Insecta; Lepidoptera; Pieridae. Gene Ontology annotation, molecular function: protein binding. Gene Ontology annotation, cellular component: cytoplasm; nucleus. The transcript is spliced from 2 exons. The coding region runs from base 188 to 538 and encodes 116 amino acids. The record is from RefSeq and is a predicted model, not a curated record.
UAUUUGAUAUUUUCCCAUGGUUUGUACUUUGCUCAUGUUUUAUUUCUUUUAGCUUGUUUUGAGAAAUUUUACUACUAACAAAAUAAUACAAAUUUAUACCUACAACCUCUUUAAAACUGUGACACUGUUCUGCACAACGAAACUAUAGUUUUAAACCAUUGUCUUUGAGGAAGCGGCAGCCAGGGCGAUGGAAGCUAUGGACAUUCAAGCGGUUGAAUCUAAACUGAGUGACGUCACAGUUACUGCAAUACCCAUGAACGGAAAGAGCACCCACAAAGAUUUGAGUCAUAGCACAAGCAGCCACGCAACAAUAUCAACCGUCCCUGCGUCGUCGCCGUCAUCUGUUGGCAAAGAUAAGGACAAUGGUGUAUCAAAAUACGCUCAACUUUUGGCUGUCAUUGAAGAAAUGGGUAAGGAAGUUAGACCUAGCUAUUCCGGAAGCCGUAGUUCAGCAGAAAGACUCAAACGUGGUAUUGUACAUGCAAGGAUCCUUGUGCGAGAAUGUCUCAUAGAAACUGAAAGGUCAGCAAGGCAGUAGUGAAAUUAUAUCGAUUUCAGUCAAUUCUAAAUACCUCAACUGCUUCAAAUAUUUUUAGGAAAUAUUACAAAAAUACAAACUCAUAAUUAUAGCUAAAAUUCAGAGUAAGUAAUUUAAGAAACCAUGUGUAUAAUAAGUUAUAUGUAAAUGUUAUUGAAGGUGUAGAGUAUAAUGUGUAAUAUAAUAUUCAGGGUACUUAGAUAUAAAGGUGUCAGCAAUUUGUAGUGACAUACUUUUUAUACAAUGUGCAUAAAAUGUCAAACACAUUUGUGAAAUAGGAUAAACAUUUUUUGUAGGUUUCAGUAAUAAUGUAACAAUAUUUUGUAAACAAGCUCAGCUGUAAUUAAACAAACUUGUAGUUGCUUUGAAUGUGUUAUACAUAUUGUUAUAUUCUUGUUCUAUCUGCUGUGGGCAAUUGUUUUACUGCUGUUUACUUUGGAAAAAUUUUAAUUUUAUGAAAGUAGUGAAAAAAAAGUACCAAUCUUUUAUCACAUUAUUGACAGGUACAUUAUUUUAAAUGCAAUUUGUGCAAAGUGAUGCAAAAAAUACUCAAAGUUAUUUGAAUAAAAUUAAAAUGAAUAAUUUAAUUAAUUAAAAAAACUACAAGAGGCAUAGAGUACCACAGAAUCAUUACCAAACACUAAACACACACUUAAGUAACUAAUAUAUUAUUCACAUAGUAUCUGCAUACAUACUACCUAACUAUAAAUAUAUAAGCCAUCUUUUUAUUGAAAAUUCCACAUUCAAAACAACUCUAAAGUGCUUUAAAAAAUUGUAAAUAUUUAUGGAGCACUAAACAAAUUAUUCAAAAGACUAUGUAAAACAUAAGGUUGAUAGAUGUUCCAUCUUUGGAGAGAAGAUUUUUUUUUCUAUAGUACACUUUCUUUCGAAAUUAACUUUAAAAUUCUCAAUUAACACACUUUUUUUUCAAUGAAAAAUGAGUAAUAGUUUAUUUGUAAAUCAUAUUGCUAUUGAAAUAUAAAUAAUGUGAAUGUUAAGAAAGUCUUCAUCAUCACCCAUUUUUGAUACUAGUUCACUAUUAUAUUAUACUAUAUUAAUAGAUUGUAAACACAAAUUUAAUCUGAUAACAUAAUUUAUGAAAGAUGCGGGACUCAAACCCUCGACCUCUCGUGUUUCGUGAGAGUGCUCUUCCACAGAGCCAACUAACUUUAAAAUAUAGCAAAUUGCUUAAAACAGAUGGUAAACAUUGAUUUAUAUCUAAUGGCUUUACAAUGUAUACUCUUAAAAUACUGUAAGGAAUAUAUAAAUGUAAUAUUAUAUUCAAUUUGAUGAAUACUUACCAAUGAGUUUGUACAGUAUUGUCUAAAGAUGUGAGCAGUGACAUUGAGAAGAUGGUUUUUGUAAUUUAAUCGGCCGGCAUUGUGACAAUUUUGAGAAUGUUUGCUUCUAUAUUUUCUAUAAAAGUUCCAAAUUGGUACUAAUUUUUACCAUGAGCAGAUUUUUUUGACAAUAUAAAAUUCGUUUUAUCAUAAUAUUAUUUAGAAGUUACAUAAUUUCUAAAAUUAUACUCAUUUUUAUAGUGAGCAAAGUUUCACUUUACAGAUAUUUUAUCUCUAAUUUAAUAAUUGUUUGGGAAAUUAUAUUUAUUCUCACCAUGAGAAAAUUCAUUUCCCUCUACAGAUAUUUUAUCUUUAAUUUAAUAUUGUUUGGAAGCGAUAAACAUUUACAUAAUUUCUAAAAUGAUACUCAUUAUCAUUGAGUGCAAAUUUAUUGACUGUAAGUUUAAUAAUUGUCACAUCAUAUGACAAACAUAUAAAAUGAUUUGUUAGUUAGUCUCACAGGCUGUGAUCGAAAGAUGAAUUGUGUAAAACUACCUCAGAUGAAAGCAAAUAUUAUGAAAUCUUAGUUAUUUAUAUUUAUAGAUAAUUAAGCAAAAUAAACUAUAUGAAAAUCAGUUGGAUAAUUAUAAUCAAUAUUAUAAUUAUUGUUAUAGAUCACCAUUUGUACUGAAUUUUGUUGACAUGGUGAGAUAUUUGAACUAAGGGAAUAACAAGUUUUUUUUUCAUAGAACAAAUCACUUAUUUUCUGAUAAAGUUACUCUGAACAUCUUAGAUAUAAUAAUAUGCUUGCAGAAAUUUUGCCACUGCACAUUUGGCUUAAGCUGAAUACUCAAUAUUGUAUAUUGAAACAGUAAAAAACAAAAUAUAGUUACCCCAUUGUGCUAUAGUGUCACCUAAGAGAAUAUUGUAAUAAGCAAUCAAAUCAAAAUUAAAAUUAUAUUUACUUAUAUUAUUUAAAACAAACAUUAACAUAAUUUGGGCUGGUGUCCUCCGGUAAGCAGUAGCAAUCUCUCGUAUAUUGUGACUGUUUUUUGUGAAUUCUGCAAGUUAUGGUGUAGUUACAUGUAUUACAUGGUAUAUUAUGAUGAUAGGGUUAACUAGUAUUGUUAAGUACUUUGUGCUCAUUUUUGUUUGUGUGUAUAAGUAGAUUUAGAUUUGUAAAGUAUAGAUAAGUUUGUCGCUAAUUCAAUAGAAAAAAUGGGAGAUGGACAGGGAUGUGAUUUGAAAUAAGGCAGCAGAGUAAUUAUAUUCUUGCUGAAAGCUAAUAAUUAUUAAUCAAAGCUUUCUGUAGUAAUAACUGCUCUAACACACUUUUUAGGUAUAUUAUGAUGAAAGCAAUCAAUGGCAAUGUAUAUUUUGAGGCAUGAGUUGUGUUCAUAAAUAGAAAUUGGAGAAGUUAUACUUUAAUUUCAUAUUGUUAUAAAGUAUACAGUAUUUGAUUCACAUGUGAUGGUCCAAUAGAUGACAAUGAUCAACUAUAAGCCAAUGAGCGCCUUGUCGGCUCUGCAUGCCCUCCAGAACGUCCAAUCAAUAGUGUGCUCAUAACUUGUGCCAUGUAAUGCUUACAGAUAUGUAAAUGUCUGUUGGGUUUUACAUUAUGAAACAGGGAUUUCUUCUUUCUGGAAGGUUCCAUAACAAUACUCCUUAAAGUCUGUAAAGCGGAAUGACAUUUCCAGCUAAUUUGGGAUAUUUUUCUUCUGUAUAAUAUUACUAUAAAAAUCUGUUAAUAUCAAUCUGCAGAAACUUGAAUAGCUUUGAACGUUAGCAAACCAUUGAGUUGACCACUAAAGGUGCGAUUCUGCAAGAAGCAGACGGCAGCGUCAGUUGAGGAUGGCUCCUGCCAUGGCUGGUAGAUGACAUUUCUUUGGAGUAGUCCGACUGAUGUCGACAGUAAGCCGUUAAUCGCACCUUUACAAUAAUCUUUUCAACACACUUGCUCGUAAAGUAAGCCUUAUUUAAUCGUUUUUAGGGCCAUAAACCAAACUAUUUCACACAGGUGUAUUAUAAUGUUACACUAGUGUAUAAUAGAUUUAUCCCUACAAAAUUAAAUUAGUACCUGGCUGCAAAUUAUAUGAGCAUCAGCAGAACAGUUUCAAUUUACCCGGGUAAUAAGAUUUUUUUUAUAACAACAAAGAGGUUUUUAUUAAAAAAAAAAUUAUUGUUCAAUUAUUUAUAAUUCACAUUAAUUUUUUAUAAACUAUAAUAUGCAUUUCAAAAUUAAAAUUAUAAUUUUCAAGUAGGCUGUAUGGCUAUAUUGGCAUGAUUUGUUUGAACGAUUUAUUUAAAUGUUUGUUUUUUAGUCGCAAGUGUGUUGAAAAAGUGCGUAUGAAACUAGUGAGCAUCUUGCUUACUAGACACUCGCUUGAUUUCAUACUACCCACAUCCUCGUGUAUAGGCAACAUUGCUCACUUGUAUCGUAACAUACUAAUAUAAAACUUGGUUCAAUCUUAGCACUGCCGUCAAAAAAAGAAAACACAUAAGAGUCUUAGCUUGGUGGUCUACUUGAACGUGACAUUCGCUAAAUUGUGGUUUAUCUUCCACAGAAGUCACAAAAUCAAUUCCUUUAGAAUUCUUUUUGAUGUCAUUUCUAAUAUCCUAGAUACGACUACCGCUUCGGAAACAAAUGGCGCUCUGAGAGAGAAGUAGCGGCGCAAGAAACUCUCCCAGCAUUCUUUUUUUUGCGCUCUUUUUAAUAAAAUUUACAAUAUAACAGAAUUGAAAUUAGCAUCAACUACAUUGUCCACUCAUGAAUACUAUUUCAACCUUAUUUUAAUGUGAUUUGGAUGCUUUUAAUUAAAAUACCAACUGCUUUACAUUCCAACUGAGUUGCAGUUAAAAUUGGUAUUUCCCGCCGUGGUUUGUGGCCGGGGUCCAACUGCUGUUUAAGUAUACUAUGACGAAUACAAAUAGGUGAUAUAAGAGAAUAUACGAAGUAGAGUUUAUAUUUAAUUAAGUUACCAAUAACUUAUAGUACUUACUUAUUUAAUAACGCUAAGUCCAGUUUAAUUGAUAUUUUUUAUAAUUGAACCCUUUACAACUCUGUCAUUCAUAGAUAUUUUAUAAAAAUAAUGUUGUAGGAUGAUAUUACAUUUAUGGUAUUUAUGUUUUGUGAAGUCGGCAGAUGCUUUUUAUAGACAUAGAAUAUACUAACGUAUAGACUAUCUUUUUUUUUAUGAACUGGCUCCGUCGACUGAAUGUCGACGAUUCGGCCAACGUCAAGGUGGAGAGAUUUUUUAUUUUAAUUUAGCUGAUUGAAGUAUAUAAAGAGCUGAUUUAAAAGAAAAUGAUCGGUUGAUAUAGCUGUGGUUUUUUUUGUGAACUGAAGAAUAGGCAACAAGAGUUAGUACGGUUAGUAAUAAACACCCAUAAUAUUAACUACCUUGUUAGUAUCUAAUCUAAGUUUAAGGUAGAACCAUAGACUACCUUACAGCUCCAUAAUGCGUCACCAAUUUUGAUAUUGUGCGUUGGCUAGUUUGAUAAUCAAAAUAGUAAUGAGCUAAUUCCAAACGUGGCUGACUGUUUACGACCUGUCAAUCAAAAUCGGUUACAGUAAUGGAUCCACUUACCUUUUCUAUCAUGCUGUAUCUCCGUUAGAGAUGUUUUUCUCUCUUGUCUCAUUGUCAACAGAGUAGUGUAUUUUAUGUCUAUGUUAUAGCUUUUAUUAUAGUCUAUUGUAUCUCUAGUCUGUCUGAACUGGAUGUAGCAAAUGAGAAAACAUUGAAAUAUCAAGAAUGGGUUAAUACUUAUCAAAAUCAAUGAAAUAUUAUAAGUUGGUGUUACAGUAACAUAUUAAGGGUGUACCUUCAAAUUAAUUAUGUUUAUUGUACUCUGUUCUCUAUGCACGUGUUUUGCUGACGGUUUUUUUAUUAGAUAAAUAUACGAUUUUCGAGUACAUUAGUUAAAAUGAUACAUGAGCUUAAAAACCAUUAAAAUAAAUUUUCUCAAUACACAAAUGAUUAAAGUUUUCUUUAGUGUUAAUUCCGCCAAUAUUUGUUGGCGGAAUGAACACUAAAGAAAACUUAAAUCAUUUGUAUAAUUCUGGAUUUCCGCAAAGUAACGCCUAAUUCAAUAAAUUUUCUUCUUUCUCAAUACAACUAAAACACCUGUAGCUUUGCGGUCCGUUUAUUACCAUCUAGUAGGUUAGUUUCAUCUAUCAAAAAUAAAAUUAUUACAGUUUAUUAUUUAUAGAGUUUUUACAAUAAUAAAGACAAAUUCAAUACUACUUUGUUAUAAAAACAUAAGAAUUAUUUAUAUUUUCAAAAUUAAAAUCAUAGUUUUAUUAUCUGUAUGUCACGUGACCGAAAACGCCGACAACCAUUUUGUCACGUCAUCGUAUAGCAGAAACAGUUUGUUUCAAAUCAACACAUCAUCGAUACGAACUAUGAAAGGUCAUUUUUAUAUUUGUAAAAUCAAUUAGGUUUGCACUGCACAUAUUUUGACGUUUCUUUGUGUAAGUUAUUAUGUCGUCACUGUCAUGACGGCUCCCUUUUUGGCGCGAAUUUUAGCGUUUACAUUUAAAAUAAUUUUUCGUUGCUUGAAGUGCUUUAUAGUUAAAUACCAGUUGGCUAUCGAAUCUUUACGAUUAUUUUUAGAAUGUGUUUUCAAAAAACGAAGAGUAGCCUAUUCUAAUCUAAUCAAUAUUUGAAGUUUGGUAUACCUGUGCUUUAUAGGUACUAAAAUUUUAUAACAAAAGAGAAUGAUACUAUACCUGCUCGGUGCCUUUGUUAUAUACUACUCGGGUGUAGUGAGGCCUUCGACUUCGUCUCGUGCCCACACAUCGCAUCAUCGUUAAUAAUCGCCAACUUUCCCUUUAGUAAAUAAUGUUGGUACUAUAAUUGUAUUGAAAUUUGAAUGUAUGCCCUUAAGCCCGUGUGAAAUAUUGUCAAUCGUAAAUCAGUUUGAAAUCCUAGAAUACCUACUACAACAAUAAACAAAAUACUAUUAUUAUUGAAAUAUAUCUAGUUUUUGUCGACUUCAAUUUAAGUAAGUAGAUAUGUUUGUCAUGGACUAGUAAAAAAAUAAGGACUCCGUGUCACCUUACAUAACAGUGUAGCACCAAAACAAGCCGAUUAACGUGUAAAUACAUAGCCCAACGCACACACACUACUACAGGCCGAUAGGCGGCCAUUAUGAGAAUUGUCAUCGGCUGUGACAAAUCAGUUUGCGUCUCAAUAAAAUAUUUUAAAAAUGCCGUCGUGCGUUGUGAAAAAGUGUAAAAACGAUACUAUAUAAGUAUUUGUGGCCAUAUAUGAUUAUUUAAGGGAGAAAAAAUUGUGUAACUAGUAUAUCCCGUAACCGCACACACACUAGCAUAACGGUGCUUCACUUGCUAAUCACGGCGCGGAGUCCUUCUUUUUUUACUCGUUCGUGAUGUUUGUACAUGUAAGUGAUGAACCAUAAAAUAGUACAAAUUUUAGUAUAUUAGUGUGGACAAGAUUAUUAAAUGUUGAAAUGUUCCGAUUUAGCUUAUAUUAUGUACUGUUCAUAUAUUGUCUGUGAACUUAUUUUUUAAAAUAAAUAAAAUUGAUGAAUAAUACAA